Aedes albopictus (Asian tiger mosquito) is the source of this 1451-nucleotide messenger RNA. RefSeq names its product dipeptidase 1-like. The record is from RefSeq and is a predicted model, not a curated record. The transcript is spliced from 4 exons. Lineage: Eukaryota; Metazoa; Arthropoda; Insecta; Diptera; Culicidae. Gene Ontology annotation, molecular function: metallodipeptidase activity. The coding region runs from base 125 to 1426 and encodes 433 amino acids. Gene Ontology annotation, biological process: proteolysis.
ACGCCCAAUUGAAUGGCAGUUAAUACGUCUACGAUAGUGAGAUUGCGUCUCGCGGUCUCACACUGACAGUGACAAUCCAGAUCGUACCAAUGGUUCUCAGUGCUAAUCUACCAGGACGCUCGAGAUGACCAUUUUUCAAUCAGUUUUAACUAACAAGAAGGUGCUGGCAGCACUGAUUGUGGCCGCCAUUAUAACGAUCUGCGCCAUUACGAUCCCGGUGGUGAUAGUAACGUCGAGUGGGGAUGGCGAUCCGAAACCAUUCGUGGGUCGGGAAAUUCUCGAUGAGGUCCCACUGAUCGACGGGCACAAUGAUCUACCGUUCAAUAUCUACAAAGUGGAGCGGAAUCUGCUAGCGAACUUCAAUCUGGAUUCCAAUCUCAAGGAGCAUGCUGUCUGGGGUCAAACGGCAUCUAGUCAUACGGAUUUGCCACGAUUGCGGAAGGGCAAAUUGGGGGCACAGUUUUGGGUGGCUUACAUUCGAUGUGCUGAUACGCAGUAUAAGGAUGCCGUGGCAAGGACGCUGGAGCAGAUCGAUGUAGCGAAGCGAGUUAUCGCCAAGUAUCCGGAUGAUUUGAAGUAUGUUACAACGGCUGCGGGGAUCAUGGAGGCGUUCAACGAGAAGAAGAUCGCGUCGCUCUUGGUAGUGGAAGGAGGUCAUUCGAUCGAUUCAAGGUUGCCAGUCUUGCGAAUGUUCUAUGAGUUAGGAGUUCGCUACAUGACGUUGACACACUCCUGUAAUCUACCGUGGGCGGAUGCUUCACCAAUCGAUGACGAGCCGGAAGCACAGCUGAACAAUCUUUCUGAGUGGGGCCAUAUAGUGAUUCGAGAGAUGAACAGGCUGGGUAUGAUGAUAGACAUUUCUCACGUUAGCUAUGGAGUUAUGCAGGACGUUCUGAAGGAGAGUUUGGCUCCGGUGAUCUUCAGUCAUUCGUCGUCGCACGCGGUGAAUCAACAUCAUCGAAACGUGCAGGACGAUGUUUUGCGAGGGCUUGUGAAGAACAACGGAAUUGUUAUGGUAAACUUCUACCCAGUGUUCGUAGGAGGAAACACGAUCGACGAUGUAGUUAAACACUUCAACCACAUCAAAUCGGUUACGGGCCCAGACCACAUCGGCAUAGGCGGCGACUACGAUGGUGUCGGACAAACUCCGGAAGGUCUAGAAGACGUAUCCAAAUAUCCGGACUUGUUCGACAUGCUGGCGUCCGGAAAUCUCACAACUGGUGAAACUUUCCGUCCGUGGACCAGAGAAGAACUACGAAAGCUUGCUGGACUCAACCUGUUGCGAGUUUUCGAACAGGUCGAGCGGGUUCGUGAUAACAUGCUGGCCACGCCUCCAUACGAAGACAUCAUACCGUUUGCCGAGUUUGAGAGAGUAGGAGCUGCUGAACAACCUUGCAUGACCAAUAUGAAUAUCCACAAAGAAUGAAAUAAAUCAAUGGUGCUAUAAAUUA